Mastomys coucha (southern multimammate mouse) is the source of this 1391-nucleotide messenger RNA. RefSeq names its product ciliary associated calcium binding coiled-coil 1 (gene Cabcoco1). The record is from RefSeq and is a predicted model, not a curated record. Lineage: Eukaryota; Metazoa; Chordata; Mammalia; Rodentia; Muridae. Bases 371 to 1093 code for a protein of 240 amino acids. The transcript has 9 exons.
GUCUCGGAACCGGAACUGCAUAUAUGGAGAAAAAGACCUGAGCAUCAAGCUGCACAUAUGCGUCCCUCUCUCCUUCUGGAUUCUGUAAUCCAUGCAUCCAUCAGCUUUAAGCCCCUGCCUGCUUUGACCUACCAUCAUGAAGGACUGUAACUUUUACAAGACAUAAGACCAUGGUGUCCGAGUGCUGAUGGAGACCACUGAGCACCAUGGCUUUCCUGAGACAGGUAAGAAGAAUAUCGCAUCCUGAGUGGUGACCCAUCAGGACUGGACUAACCAGGAGAAUGAAAAGAUUCUGCCUCCAGAUCUACUCUCCUCUGACCAGAUCAUUGACUUGCUGGGAGAAGAGAAGGUAGAAGCAAUUCAAGAAAAAAUGGGAGCAUUUCUGAAUUUUAAAGAUAUCCAGACUUGCCUACGUGACGCCAUCCUCUUGGAUUACUAUGUGUCUGGGUUCUGUUGGGCCAAGGAAAUGAACUUUUCUAUCGGCCAAUAUUCAAAAUUUAUGACUUUGCUGGACAUGUUACUUCAUAAUCUUCAAACACUGCACAUGUCCCUAGAGGACAGCAUUAAGUGGCUCGGGGAAGUGAUGGCUGAAAUCGGACCAAACCACUCUCGGAGGAAUGAGAAAUUUCAUGUCUUCGACGUCAACGAAGCCAACGCCAUCAUCGAUUACUUAAAAAUCAGCUUAUUCCAGCACUACAGGCUCUACGAGUUUCUGUUCUACUCGACCAGGGAAGAAAUUGUCAUCGGGACCGAGCAAACCAUUGAGGUAGUCAAGCCUGCAGACUACCCUUUCCCAGCCCCCCUGGAAGAAGGUAUGCCAUUGGACAUGUAUUCAGCCUUCGUAGAGCCGUUGCCAACGCUGGACACGGAACAGAAGGGGCUGGAUCAAGAGCAAGGGCCUCAGGAGACCCCGCUGGAGAGUGAAAUGGGAGAGGAAGAUCCCUUAGGUGGCUUCACCAUUGAUGACGUAAAAUCAGCCCUGGCGCGAGUAACAGACGAGGUUUUGAUGAGCAUACAGAAGGAGAUAAACGAAAAACUGCAAAUACAGGAAGAGGCCUUUAACGCACGAAUAGAGAAACUGAGGAAACCCUGAGGACGCAGUACAAGCAAAGCGAUGCUGAACUUCAGAGAAACAAACCAAACCGUCCAGAAUAAUAGUGUCUCUAGAGCGCUGGGUCACUUCCACGCAGCCGUGGAAGGAAAACCCACUUCCGGUUAUCCUGACUGAUUGGCAGCUCAUUGUCCCACCCUUCCCCUCUUGAGUUUACAGUGCCAAAUGCAAGAGCAUUGCUUUGUGUGUAUGAUUUUGGAGAGUUAUAUAAGAAAAUACAAUUACUGUUAGUUAGGAUGGUGUUUUGACAAAUAAAUACUAUUCAUCUUCCAUGGGAAUG